AGAUCUCUACACAGUCCCUUCUCUCAUCUCUUCGCAAUUCAGAAUUUGUUGAUUUCACCAACUAUGGCGGCGAUCGCAGUUCGCCAUUUCGCUCAGAGCAUAACUUGCCAUGCCUGGAGUCCCGAUCACUCAAUGAUUGCAUUUUGCCCAAAUAAUAAUGAAGUUCAUAUCUACAAAUUGAUGCAAGAAAAGUGGGAGAAAAUGCAUGUUCUUCAAAAGCAUGACCAAAUUGUUUCUGGCAUAGACUGGAGUGCUAAGUCAAACCAAAUUGUCACUGUAUCUCAUGACCGGAAUUCAUAUGUGUGGAACCAUGAAGGGGCAGAAUGGGUACCAAUGCUUGUCAUCCUUAGGCUUAAUCGAGCUGCACUUUGUGUUCAGUGGAGCCCAAACGAAAACAAAUUUGCUGUUGGAAGCGGUGCUAAAACUGUGUGCAUAUGCUAUUAUGAGCAAGAGAAUAACUGGUGGGUCAGCAAACUUAUCAGGAAAAAACAUGAUUCCUCUGUGACAAGUGUUGCUUGGCAUCCCAAUAAUAUUUUUCUUGCAACAACAUCUACAGAUGGAAAAUGCCGAGUUUUUUCUACCUUUAUCAAAGGUGUUGAUAAAAGGGAAUCAAAAGCAGGCACAUCAGAUUCAAAGUUUGGCGAGCAAAUUAUUCAGCUUGAUCUCUCAUUUUCCUGGGCAUUUGGUGUGAAGUGGUCACCAAGUGGCAAUACCUUGGCUUAUGUAGGUCAUAAUUCUAUGAUUUACUUUGUUGAUGAUGUUGGUCCAUCUCCUUUGGCCCAAAAUGUUGCAUUCCGUAAUCUGCCUCUUCGUGAUGUCAUAUUUGUUUCUGAGAAAAUGGUAGUAGGUGUCGGAUUUGACUGCAACCCAAUGAUUUUUGCAGCAGAUGAAACAGGAAUAUGGAGCUUCAUCAGAUUCCUAGGUGAAAGGAAAAUAUCAUCUUCUCCUUCAAAACAUGGUUCACAGGGGGGCACUGGGACAGAAUUCCUCAGCAGGUUAGCAGAUACAGGAACUUUUAAAUUUUUUAUUUGGGAUCACUUCUGAUUCCUGAUUUCUGUUUUCUGUUUCUUUUUCAGAAAAACGAAAAUGAGAAAGAAAACUUGUUUGGUUAGAGUUAUUAGCUUCCUUAAAAGUGAAUUCCUAGAACAGGGUCCCAUUAGUUUUGAAAACCAAAAAAUCUUCAGAUUUUUUGUUUUUGGUUUUCAGAUUUCAGAUUUCUGUUUUUGAAUUUUUGAAAGUGAUCCAAACAACCAGUAAUCUCACUGUACAAUUCUAUCAAUGGAAGUAGGAAACUAACCUUUAUUUUUGUCAAAUAAUUUAAUUUUUGUUCAACAGUUUAUUUGAAAAUUUUUCUUGAUUAUCUUGAAAGACAUCAACAGAACAAAUAACUUAGUUUGUAUAUCCUGUUGCCUUGUAUGGACUGUUACUCUAUCUUUGCACACACUGAAGGGGAGGUAUCAUCUAGUGAUACUCUAUUAUUUCUUUACUGACAGUUCAUUGUGCAUAAAGUUGAAUGAUUCAUAGAAUGCUUUCACAAGUUUUUCAACUCCAAUUAUGGAUUGCAUGUAUUUCAACAGAUGUGAAUAUUUGAUCAUUGUCAAAAUAUAUCAGGAAUUAAAUAUCUAUUAGGGCCCUACUUAUGGAUUGCCUUUCCAUUUUGUCAUGGUUUUUCAGUUCUCUGAAGCAUUUGGCAAACUAUAUGGUCAAUCAAAGUAUGGACUGAGCAACGAUACAGUUGAACCUUCAAGGGCAGAUGGAGUGAUUCAUGAGAAUUGUAUAAAGUAUCUCUCUACUACUCUUCUCCCAUCCAUCUACUGUUACUACUAAACAGCUACUGAUUUCCUCUUAAUUUCUUUGAUUACCCUUUAUGCCCCAUUCCGGAUAAUUCUUUCUGUCUAAUCCUUACUUCACCAAAUGAAGUGAAGAAUCAAGAUGA
Molecule: messenger RNA, 1936 nt
Organism: Rubroshorea leprosula
Lineage: Eukaryota; Viridiplantae; Streptophyta; Magnoliopsida; Malvales; Dipterocarpaceae
Source: the annotation of a GenBank genome assembly